UAUUUAUGUGACGUCACAGGUCAUAGUUGAUAUCGUCACAAACAGGAACAACAUGGAGUCGGAAGAAAGAAGAGUUGUCUCGAAAGCGACUAAAAAAGGGGGAAAAUACGCCAAGCUGCUGUGUGAAGAAGAAGCAAGGAGGUUUUUCAUAAAGUCUUUUCAUUUGAGAGAAUCGAUCCGGGAGACGCUGAGGGAAAGACUGGAAUUGGAGAAGAGAGCUUUGCAAGUGGUGGAGCGUCUGCUGGAGGACAGCGUGUGUGAGGACUUCUUGCUCGACUGUGCCAAGUUUAUCACCAGUGCUAAUUACAGAGAUGCUGUGGAGGAAAGAUUCAUUACCAAAUUGUGUGGUUAUCCUUUAUGUUCAAACAAACUGGGAAAGAUCCCAAAGCAACAGUACACAAUCUCGACGAAGACUAAUAAGGUGUAUGAUAUCACAGAGCGCAAGUGUUUCUGCAGUAACUUUUGCUAUAAAGCAUCCAAAGAAUUUGAGCUGCAGAUAUCAAAGGCACCACUUUGGCUCAGGCAGGAUGAGCGACGCCCAGAAAUCAAGCUGAGGAAGAAAGGAGACAUUGGAAGUUCUGGUGAGGAGGUGUGUCUGACAGCCAAGUGUCUCCAGGAGGAGGAUAUUGAACAACCGCUGAGCAUUCAAUGCGAGGACCCUCAGGAGCGUUGCUACACAGCCGGCUGCAACGACGACGACUACAGCAGCGAUGACGAACGGGAGCAGGACUUCAUUUCUAGCGUGGUCUCCCGGGAACGCAGAUCCAGGGUGCACUGGGGUGACCGGCCAAGACGUAAAAACGAAGGUGAGGGAGUUGGACGGGGGGAGGCAGAGAGGAGACGGUGUCAACAAAAGCAGAGAGCAGAAAAGGAAGACACAAUGAGACGGGAUGAGUCUUUUGAGACCAACCGUGAAGAAUCGCGCGAGGAAGCCAAAGUGGAAGAGGUGAUGGGUCAACUGGUUUCAUGCAGCCUCCACACGGCAUCGCCAACUCCAGCCUCUCCCAUGAAUGAAUCAACUCACUCGAGAGAAACCGGUUCACCGGCCGAGUUAAGCGCAGACAGUCGGCCGAGCCUCGACAUCAUCCAGGUGGGGGUGAGCAAGCGAGGGGUGUCGGGGUUACGGGGUCUUCUCAAGAACCACGCCCCCGAAGCAAAACACAACCUGAUUGGACACAGUCUCCUUGAAUCCUUGAGAGCGACCCUGAACGAAUGGCUCACAGAUGAGAGCCUUAAAUUCCUGCACGGCGCUAACUGUACACUUGACUCUCCCUCUACAUACCUGAAAGAAGAAGAAGAAGAGGAGGAGGAAGACGAGGAACUGGAUGAAGAUGACCUUGAGGAUGAUGUGACCGAGGUCAGUGGAAGAGCGGAGCGGAGAACCACGGCGGCGGCUCCAGACUAUGAGGCUCUCAAAAGGGAAACCCAGCAGAUGGUGCUCAAAGUCAGAGAGUUUUACAAAGGCACCUGGAUUAUGCCUGAGGAGCCACAGAGGGUGAAUGGAAACGAGGACCAGAGCACAAGUGACUCUCCGGCUCUGCCACUGGUUGACUCCAAAGCUCAGCACCUCAUCCAGAAGCGAAUCACAGUGGAGAAGCUCGCCAGCUGUCUUAGAAACAUUUUGGGUCCGCUGAGUCUCACCCUGAGUGACAUCACCAGUGACCUCAACAACCUGGUCAGGACAUUCAGGUUUACCAACACCAACAUCAUCCACAAACCUCCAGAGUGGACCCUCAUCGCCGUAGCGCUUCUCCAUCUGUUGUCGUAUGUGUCUCCAGUGGUUGCCGAAGCCUUGAAGACGCCGUCGUCAAUCUCGUACGUAAACACCCUGAUGGAGGAACUGGGCCUUCAGCAGCAAGACCUCUUGAACCUGCUCCAGGCAUUUAAACCCCCACCGCACUGACAGACUCACAUUCCAGUUCAGGGAAUGGCCACUUACUGUAUCAUGGGUUCUGUAAUUGAACCAAAUAAAGGUAUUGAUUAUAUUUUUGUUUAUUCAA
Hippocampus comes (tiger tail seahorse) is the source of this 2000-nucleotide messenger RNA. It is a transcript of the gene rpap2, whose product is annotated as RNA polymerase II associated protein 2. Gene Ontology annotation, molecular function: RNA polymerase II CTD heptapeptide repeat phosphatase activity; RNA polymerase core enzyme binding. The transcript has 12 exons. The record is from RefSeq and is a predicted model, not a curated record. Gene Ontology annotation, cellular component: nucleus; cytoplasm. The coding region runs from base 53 to 1903 and encodes 616 amino acids. NCBI's taxonomy places the organism in Eukaryota, Metazoa, Chordata, Actinopteri, Syngnathiformes, Syngnathidae.